Messenger RNA from Polychytrium aggregatum, 1445 nucleotides. Its product is annotated as WD40-repeat-containing domain protein. Gene Ontology annotation, biological process: mitotic spindle assembly checkpoint signaling. Bases 91 to 1083 code for a protein of 330 amino acids. Gene Ontology annotation, cellular component: mitotic checkpoint complex; bub1-bub3 complex; kinetochore. The transcript is spliced from 6 exons. NCBI's taxonomy places the organism in Eukaryota, Fungi, Chytridiomycota, Chytridiomycetes, Polychytriales. Gene Ontology annotation, molecular function: ubiquitin binding. The record is from RefSeq and is a predicted model, not a curated record.
CGUCGUCUGAGCUGCACCGUCCUCUGGCCAUCACCAGGCACCCAGCAUCCACCCGAUCCCGCCCCGCAUCCGUCUCGAAUCCGCCCGGAAAUGACCUCUGCGCAAGACCUCGAGAUCCGGCAAAACUCGCCCACCGACGGCAUCUCGUCGCUCAUCUUCUCGCCAACAGACCCGAACCUGCUUCUGGUCGCCUCCUGGGACAAGCUCGUCCGUCUAUACGAUGCCAGCACCGGCGACAUGCUGACGCACUACUCGCACCGCGGGCCCGUGCUCGAUGUGGCGUUCUCGCAAGGCUCGGAUGUCUUCAGUGGCGGACUUGACCGGGUGUUGAAAAUGAAGGACAUCCAGAGUCCGACCGAAAAGGUGCUCGGCUCGCACGAAGACGCCAUUCGGUGCGUUCACUUUAGCAAGGCGACAGGCAACGUCAUCACCGGCAGCUGGGACAAGUCCGUUGCUCUGUGGGACCCCCGGUCAGAAACGGCAAAGAUCGCAUCCUACGACCAGUCCCAGACGGUCUAUUCACUCGAUAGCUGCGAGCACAAUCUCGUGGUGGCCCUUGCCAACCGCAUUGUGCACAUCUAUGAUCUGCGGAACAUGAGCGAGCCUGCCCAGGUCCGGGAAAGCUCCCUGAAGUACAUGACUCGUGUGGUUCGGUGCUCGCCCGACGGCAAAGGCUACGCCAUCAGCUCGAUCGAGGGACGAGUGGGGCUUGAGUUCUUUGACCCCUCACCCGAAGUGCAGGCAAAGAAGUACGCCUUCAAGUGCCAUCGCAAAGUGGAGAACGGAGUCGAAUACGUAUACCCCGUCCAUGCUCUCGCCUACCAUCCUGUGUACGGGACAUUUGCCUCGGGCGGCGGCGAUCAUGUCGUCAAUAUCUGGGAUGGCGCAAACAGGAAGCGACUCCGCCAGUACGCCUCGCCCUACGAGACCAGCAUUGCAGCGCUGUCAUUCAACUCGACGGGCACGAUGCUUGCCGUUGCUGCGAGCUACACCUUUGAAGAGGGCGAGAAAGACCAUCCUCCGGACAAGAUCUUCAUUCGCACCCUCCUCGAAGGCGAGGCCCGCCCCAAGAACUUUCAGUAGUAGCAAAUCUCGUAGAUUAUAUUCAGAUAACAUGAGAACACUGCCCCAUUUGCAUCGAGCAUGUAGUUUUGAUAGCCUGCGUCCAUUGCAAUCCAUUCUCCGCACUCGCCUUGCGCGGUGAUUGUGUUGCUCUUGGACACGCUGGAGACGGAUGCAGCCUUUCCCAGAGAUUCAUGGCCAGUGCGCGAUAGUUUGAGGCAACAUUUGUUCGCUCUGUCUUGCUUGGUGCGGAUGCCGUCAUCCUGUCGUUGGCGAUAGAGUUUGCAUCAUCCUGUCUCGGCGGCGGGUGGCUUGCUCCAGCGCCGUCCCCCAUCCCUUGAGCCCAGAGUUCUUCCGCCUGGUCGGCUCAUGCCAAAACACGC